GAGAGAGAGAGCACGUGCAGGAACGAAGUAUGGUCAUGGCGACUGUUUGUUGACAAUCUCUGGCGCCACCAUCAAGCCCACGCUCCCUCCCAUCUGUCCCUUUCACGAGGAUCUCAUUCGUAACAAAAUAAAAAAAAUAAAAAAACUGCUAAACCCCGAGGUGCACACUAUCUUAAAACUCGUCUAUUAUAAUGCUGCGUGAAGAUCAAAGUUUACUAUUGGUCACGACGACUCUAUCGAGCAAUGAAUACGAUGUUCAGAGCUAUUGUUGCAGUACGACACUCUCUGCAUGGCAGGAGGCGGGUCUAGGGGUCAGGUGCACGGUGGGCACCAUGCUCGGGCCAGCAGCCUGUUGGUCAACACUCGCAGUGCCUCCAGUGCCGGCACAGCGAAACCAAAAACACACAAUGUCUCCACUGCGGGUACUCACCAUCCUGCUGGUGCUCCUGGCGGUGCUGACGCUGCUGACGGAGGAGGUUGAAGGAGCUAGGCGGAGAAGGCGGCGGCGGCGGCCAAGGGGCAGGAGGGGGCGGGCUGAUGGCGGCAAAGGAAACAGGCGGCUUCGGCACGCCAUAGGCAGGAGAGCCGAGUUCGUGAGGCGGCGACUACAGAAGGCGAGGCGGCACAAGGAGGAGGGAACCCUCAGACUGACGGACGGCCGCGCGGACUGGGAGGGAAACGUCCAGAUAUUCCACGAGGGCCGCUGGGGCAACAUCUGUGACGACGAGUGGGACGAGCGUGAGGGCGAGAUGGUGUGCACCGCCCUGGGCUUCCCGGGGCUCGAAAAAGUCACCUACACUGGAGUCUACGGUCACGCCAGAGAGAGGUACUGGAUGGACAACCUCUUCUGCAUGGGAACAGAGAAGAACCUGACGCAGUGCAAGUUUGACGGCUGGGGCAUCCACGACUGCGAGAAGGACGAGGCCGCCGGCGUGGUGUGCAGGUCCCACUUCGCCACCACCGCCGCGCCGCCCACGCUGCCGCCGAGGGACCAGCCCAUCAUAAUAAACAAGACCGUAUUAAACCAUGCAGUCGAGGGGAAGCUGCAGCUGCGUUUGCAAGGUGGCCGGACAGACACCGAGGGCCGCGUGGAGGUGAAGUUCGCCGGCUCGGACACGUGGGGGCUGGUGUGUGGGGACGGCUGGUCGCUGCUGGAAGGCAUGGUGGUGUGCCGCCAGCUGGGAUAUGGCUACGCCCAGGGAGCUCUGUCCACAGGCUACUUCGGCGGAAACACCUCAGACAUCACGGUCAGCGGCAUCAAGUGCACAGGGAACGAGGAGAGGCUGGAGCAGUGCCUCCAUGAUGCCGUGGGGGAUGUCUUCUGCCCUAGCCCAACCACAGACCCCAGUAUUGCGGGAGUCACCUGUGUUGAUAAGAUGGCAGACCUGGUGCCAGACCACAUGGAGCUGGCUCGGUCAGCUCGCCUGGAGGACAAGCAACUCUUCUUCCUGCAGUGUGCCAUGGAAGAAAAUUGUCUGGCUACUUCAGCUGCAGAGGAAGAGAAGAGUGGCUAUGGCUGGCACCUCAACGUUCGGCGGCUGCUGCGUUUCACGGCCAGGAUAUUCAAUCAAGGGGAUGCAGCCUUCAGACCACUCCUGCCCAAACAGUACUGGGAAUGGCAUGCUUGUCACAUGCACUACCACAGCAUGGAAGUGUUCGCUCACUAUGACAUCAUUGACUCUCAAGGAAACAGAGUAGCAGAAGGCCACAAAGCUUCAUUUUGUCUGGAGGAUAACAACUGCCUGCCAGAUGUGGAACCUGUGUUCAAGUGUGCCAACUAUGGUGACCAAGGCAUCAGUCCUGGCUGCACAGACACUUAUGCUUACAACAUUGAUUGCCAGUGGGUUGACAUCACUGAUCUCAAGCCAGGCACAUACACAUUUAAGGUUGCAGUCAAUCCAGAGCUCAAAGUAGCAGAGAAGAGUUUCGAUAACAAUGCUGCCAUUUGUGAAUUAAUAUAUGGGGAGACCAGUGCAUGGGUGGGGAACUGCACUCUGGCACGACCUUGAGCAACAUGGUGGCUGGAGCUCCAUUACUGCCACCUGUCCUGCUUUUCUUCUGUUUCUCAUCCUGAAUUCAUUCUAAAAAGUGCUGUUGUUUAAUUAGUUAUAUGUACUUAUUUAUUUAUUUAUUGUAUGAUAUUUUGUAAUAUGGUGUUAAUAUUUUUAACAGUUGUGCAAGUAUCAAUUAGUUACUCAUAUUAAGUCAGAAAUACCACUGCAUCAACAUUUAUUCCAUCUCUGACUUCUCUGAACUAUAGGUAGGUAAUUAUAAAUAUCUGAGUACCAGUUAAAACUCAACCAUGAAACCUAUUCACAAAAUUUUUAGAGCACAACUUCAUAGAUGGUGUGGAAUGCUUGAGAGCAACAUUAACUAGUCAAUUACUUUACAAUUUCAGCUGGCAAUAAAUCCAGAGUUUAAGGUUGCAGAGAAGACCUUUGACAACAAUGCUGCCGCGUGUGAAAUGAUCUAUGGUCACCAGAAUGUAUGGAUAGGUAACUGCACUCUCAUAAGACCCUAAGACUGAGGUUUAAUAACUCAUUUCUAAAUUCUUGCAGAUCAUGUGUAUUUCAGUGGCCCUUUGUUAAUAUAUGUCCUCUUUAAUUUGGUGAUAUACUAAACUUCAAUCAGUUUUUCCCCUAUGUUUUCCUAAUCGUGAUAAGCCAUGAAUAUACCUUCAAUAAAUGAAACAAAUUAAAAAAUCCAAGUAAAUAUUGGCUGUUUUAUAAGAUUUUAAACCAGGUUUUCCAACCUUAAUCAAAUAUAUGUUUGCCCUAUACCUUAAAUAAAUGAAACAUUAAAAAUCCAAGUAAAUAAUGACUUUUAUAAGAUUUUAAACUAGGGGUUCCAACCUGGGGUGCCCACAUCCCCAGGGAGUGCAAGAAAGAGUGGCUUGUGUGAAGUGAUUCUACUGUGUACAUUCUUUUUCUGAAUAAAUUAUAAUCUGUUUAAUUAAUAUAUACAUCUAAUGCACUGAGUUAAAACAUAUAUUUGAGUUUAAUUCGUUCACCUGUAAUGUUGUAUGUGAUUCAAUUUGUGGUUAUAAGAUUAUAAAUUAGAUUUCUUCAUUUUUUAAUGUGAUAUAACUAUUGUAGGGUGUGCAAACAUCAGUCAAACAUUUCCUAGUGGUGUGGGACACAGAAAAGGUUGAGAACAACUGGCUCCAACUGUUAUGAGACAGUGGUUGCUGUGCUCACUGAAGAAAAGAUGAAACAUAUACGUUAUUUAAUGAAGACUCACUCACAUAUACAGACUCCAACACAUUAGUUCAGGCCUUACCGAACAGAAUUGCACUGCAGGAAAGACAGGUUUAGGUAUAUGGCAAGACAACUGUUUACCCAACUAAUAUUUGGGCAUUUGCUGUGUACAAGUUAAGAUGAAAGGUUUUGGUUAAUGCCAUUAGUAAAACAGAUUUUCUCAAUGAAUUUAACGCCAUCCCAACAAAUAAAUAUCAUGAAUGCAGGUGAAGAUUUAAGUGGCUAAUGUCCUGCAUAGGUAUAUCCUUAUUUCAUAAUGUUAAAAGAGGUAAUUGGAGAAUUUCUUUGAACUAGGCAGCCAAGACCAUGUAGCCCUGGUAGGGAUAUAGGAGAGUGCUACCUCUCACACCAAGAAGCUGCUGCGAGCCAGGAUCAAACUUGUAAUCUUUCGGUCACAAGCUGAACACAGUACAUACCCACAGUGUCACCCGGUCCCCUACAAAUGUAAUUAGUUAUAGUUUAUUAAUGGAAUUAUUUUUUUUAAAUCAGUGACAUUUAUGCCUAUUGUUUUACAUAUAUUUUUGUGUGCAGUACAAGUGUUGUCAUUGCACAUAUAUUUGGUUUACUGAAAAGAAUGAUAGAUAUAACUAAAAUAGAUGAAUGAAAUAUAAUUUUAUUUUCACCAUAUGUGUUCAUAGGCUACUUUACUCCGCAACUAUUUAUUAGUCUAUUUUUAUUGUAUCUUCACUUUAUGGCAUACAAUCUAAGAUUAAACUUUCCAAGAAAUUUAUGUACUUAAGCUUCUGAGAAUUAAUGAAAAGUGUACUUUGAUCAUGUUAUAGUAGGAGCCUCAACUUGUUCUAUAAGGGUCCUUGUAGCAGCAGUCCAGGAGUAGUGAGUGGUGAGAGCAGCAGUUUCACUGCCAUUUGAAUUAUACUUUCUUAUAUGAA
Messenger RNA from Eriocheir sinensis (Chinese mitten crab), 4147 nucleotides. RefSeq names its product lysyl oxidase homolog 2-like (gene Loxl2). Lineage: Eukaryota; Metazoa; Arthropoda; Malacostraca; Decapoda; Varunidae. Gene Ontology annotation, molecular function: protein-lysine 6-oxidase activity; copper ion binding. The coding region runs from base 192 to 2009 and encodes 605 amino acids. The transcript has 10 exons. Gene Ontology annotation, cellular component: membrane. Gene Ontology annotation, biological process: peptidyl-lysine oxidation. The record is from RefSeq and is a predicted model, not a curated record.